UGCGCUCACUUCCUGCUUGGCUGCUGCUUCUCUUCGGUCAGUCUGUGUUGAUAACGGCUCCUGCUUCCACACGUGUAGUCUUUCCUAUGUGAAUCUCUCUCUUCGAGACCGGUUUACAAGCUCAUCCUGCUCUACCCCAACAAGCAAAUCAACCGUCGGCGGUGUAAAGCCAUAGAAACCGAUCACCAUGGGGGCUUAUCUGUCGCAGCCUAACACGACCAAGACCUCUUCCGAUGGCGGCAACAGCAACAUGAGCUACGGCUUCUCUGCCAUGCAAGGCUGGCGUGUCUCCAUGGAGGAUGCUCACAAUUGUAUCCCUGAGUUUGACGAGGAGACGGCCAUGUUUGCUGUGUAUGACGGACAUGGAGGUGAAGAGGUUGCUCUGUACUGUUCAAAGUACCUUCCUGACAUCAUCAAGGAACAGAAGACCUACAAAGAUGGCAAACUACAAAAGGCAUUGGAGGAUGCCUUCUUGGCCAUCGACAGCAGAAUGACCACAGAGGACGUCAUCAAAGAGCUGGUCCAGAUCUCUGGACGGCCCACUGAGGAGCCACCAGCUGAAAAGGUGGCAGAGGAGGAUGAUUUGGACACAGAGGAGGCAGCUUUACUCCAUGAGGAGGCCACAAUGACCAUAGAGGAGCUGCUGGUACGCUACGGCCAGAACCGCAAUGCUAUCAAACAUGCUGCUGCCAUCAGUGCGGCUGCUAAGAAGGCGUCUUGCCCGCACCCCGAGGCCUCGGGAGACAAAGGGGAAGGUGGGGAAGGACAGAAGAAAGAUGGGCUGAACGGAGAGGUGGAGGAGGAGAGUAACGGGAAGAUGAAGGAAGGUGAAGGAGCAGCAUGUGGGUCUAAGCUGCGAGCUUGUCGGAGAACAGGAGGAGGUGAAGGCAGUGGUGCAGCAGCUGACUGUGGAGAGUCAGGAAGCUCCAAUGGUGAAGAAAAGGCCGGUAAGGCAGAAGGAGAUGCAGGUCCCUCCUGCUCCUCUUUGUCCUCCAAGGCUGCAGGAGAUUCAAAAUCCAGGUUCUUUGAUGACAGCGAGGAGUCUGAGGAGGGAGAAGAGGAGGAUGGCAGUGAUGAAGAGGAUGGCAGCGAAGAGGAAGAAGGUGACAGCAGUGAGAUGGAAGAAGAAGAGGAUACAGAGGAGGGAGAGGAAGACUCUGAGGAUGAAGAAGAGGAGGAAAUGUGUCUACCUGGAAUGGAUGGCAAAGAGGAGCCUGGCUCAGAUAGCGGCACCACAGCUGUCGUGGCUCUCAUCCGAGGGAAGCAGCUGAUUGUGGCCAAUGCUGGAGACUCUCGCUGUGUGGUGUCUGAACGUGGCAAAGCUGUCGACAUGUCGUAUGACCAUAAGCCUGAGGACGAGGUGGAACUAGCUCGCAUCAAGAAUGCUGGAGGGAAAGUGACCAUGGAUGGGCGGGUCAACGGGGGACUGAACCUCUCCAGAGCGAUUGGUGACCACUUCUAUAAGAGGAACAAGGCUCUGCCCCCAGAGGAGCAGAUGAUUUCUGCAAUGCCGGACGUCAAAGUUCUGACACUUAACGAGGACCACGACUUCAUGGUAAUUGCCUGUGACGGCAUCUGGAAUGUGUUAAGCAGUCAAGAGGUGGUGGACUUCAUCAGUGAGAGGAUCAAACCAGACCAGAGUGGCACAGCCAGGCCACUCUCAUCUAUAGUUGAAGAGCUGGUGGACCACUGUUUGGCCCCCGACACAUCUGGAGACGGGACAGGAUGUGACAACAUGACCUGCAUCAUCAUCACCUUCCGGCCACACCCGUCCCCCACUCAGUCAGAUGACACAAAGAAGAGGAAGCACCCCGAGGAGGCAGAAGGGACUGAGCUGGAGGAGAACGGCAACGACAGCAAAAAGGCUAAAAGUGACUAAAGGAAACGAGAAACUGUCCAGGGGGAGCAGCUGGUCCCAGACUACCCCAGAUACACCAGAGACACAUUCUGUUCAAAAUUAAAUCCUUACCUCACAAGGAUCAAUAAGCCCUAAGACAGAAAUUACAAAUGCUAUACGUAUGCUCAAAGAUCAGCUGAACUAAGAUCAUCAGUAUAGUUUUUGUCCUCUGUUUUAGGUGGAUUCUCACUUUAAUGCCCCCUCUAGUUGGUUCUUUUUUUUUUUUUUUUUUUUCUUUUUUUUUUCUCUCUCUCUCUCGUCAGAAAGAAGCUGGACACGCGUUACCCUCUUAGAUUCAGAAGAGGCAAGCUCGCCACUCACUGGCAUGCUGAAUAGAACAUCACCUUCCGUGUAUUUGUAACUUUCUAACUUGGCAUUGCGCAAAGGUAACAUUAGGGAAACCUGAUUGAAUGAGAGGAUAUUCCUGUCCUUUGUAGCCCAAAUUGAAGCUUAAUGAUGCUGUGAGACUGCAAAUGCUAGUCUAGUGUUGCACUGAAUGUGUUGGUGCCCUGUUUCAGGCUCCUCUCUGAUGUUGAUAUCUCACCCUGAGUGUUCAGGGGCAGUUUGUGUGAGUCGCUGUUUGACAGAGAGGAACUGAAGGAUUUUGGGGUACUAGUCCAGUUGCUCUACUUUGCCAUUUAUAUAUAUAUAUAUUUCCCAUUAGCAUCUAUUGAAACGUGAGGUUUUUUUUUUUUUUUUUAAUUCCUCUUUUACCCAGUCUUACUGGUCACAUGACACUCAAUGCAUCACCAUUAUCCUGCCUUUCUUUUGAUUCCUGCUUUGUGUCUUGUCUUGAUCAAAAUCUGUAAAUUUCCAGAUGGCAAAAAGAUGCCAGGGUUUUGAGAACGAGUGUACUUUUCAUCUGUAAGAGAUGAUAGCAGGGAAACGGAGGCAAGCCUUAUGUGUCUCUGUGUGUCCUUCCAGAGAGAGGUGUUGAUUGAAGCCCUGGAGUGGCCCUCCACAAACCGCUCAUCUCCAGGACUACACCUUCCUCCACCCAUUUACUCUCCCUGCCUGUCCCAAUGUUUCCACCUUAACACCAUUUUAAGAUUAUCUCUUGAACAUGUUUUAUUUAAAAAGUAUUUCCACUCAAAAUUUCAUAUUUUUUUCCAUUUUUGAUAAUUCAUUCAUUUGACAGUUGGGUUUUGUUUUUUUUUUUAACUUUUUGUGAGCACACUCUGAAAAUGCCCUGACGCUGGACUGUGGACAGGAUGCACAAGGUUAUUUUUUUGAGUGGAAACAAAAUUUGAAAUUCAGAGCACGAAGACAGUUUAACUGUUUAGAAGAAUUUUUUUCUUUAUUUCCAGAAGCCUCAUUUAAAACCCUUUUGUGUGACUGUCAGUUUGUUUCUAGUGUACUAUCUCGUCACCAUGCCCUUUUUUCUGUACAUAGUUUUUUCAAUACUUGUAAUUGAAGAAAAAGAAAAUGCUUUUUCUUUGUAAUUGUGAGUCAAUGUGACAUUUUUGGUGCAUACUCUUUUGACACCAGUAUGUAAGUACAUACAAAUACAUUUUUUUAAAUAAUCAGA
Molecule: messenger RNA, 3425 nt
Organism: Xiphias gladius (swordfish)
Lineage: Eukaryota; Metazoa; Chordata; Actinopteri; Istiophoriformes; Xiphiidae
Gene: ppm1g
Product: protein phosphatase, Mg2+/Mn2+ dependent, 1G
Exons: 14
Coding region: 188-1879 (563 amino acids)
Biological process (GO): protein dephosphorylation
Cellular component (GO): nucleoplasm
Molecular function (GO): protein serine/threonine phosphatase activity; cation binding
Source: RefSeq, a predicted model, not a curated record